AUUUGUGGCUGAAAUUAGAAGGUUUGCUUGUCCUUCAUACCAUUAUUUCAAAAACAGGGCAAUUAAAAUACCCUGGUUGUGUAUGUGGGGUUUUUUUUUAAUGCACAUAUUUGCUACAAUUAACUUUGAGAAGUAUUUAUUUUUACAUGGAAUUUUUAUUAAAAAAUCAGGUUGCAGGACAAGUUUUGCUUAUGACAAUUUCCCCAUUUUAUUGGGCCUUCUAAGUAGUUUUUUCUGCAGCAUCUUAAGGGAAGGAAUUAACUGAGAAAACAAAGUAGGCUUUCUGAAAAGCAGUGUCUCCCUUACAGAGUGACUGUAGAUACCUAUAUCAUAGUGGUCCCUAAUGUUUUGGGAUGUCACAAAGCCAUUCCAGAAUCUGUUUGAAGUCACAGAGCCUCUUCCCAGAAAAACACACAUGCCAUUUUGUACACAUCUUAGGGGCUCACAACACCUUCAAAUCUGAGGCCAAACAAUGGAUCUGCUAAGGGCUAGGGCCUCUUCCUCAGGUGACUCUCUGCUGGAGUCCAGUACCCGAGAAGACCCUACUUGUUGGCGAGGGCACACUUUCUUCCCCGAGACGGUGCUGCGGGUGUCCCUAGCAACCCUUCCAGUGUGCUAUUCCACUGUAUGGCAAGACGAGGAUUUAUUUAUCCACUCUGUUGAGGCCCAUGUGGGUCAUUUCCAGUUUGGAGCUAUAAUGAAUAACGCUGCAAUGAGCAUUCUUGUCGCUGUUGCUAUACGUCAAGACUUCAGGGAGAAAGAAGAAUACAUGUGUUCUCAAGAAGCCCCACCCAGACCAGCCUGUGGCCCUCUAGCAACUGUCCUCCGUGGUCCUCAUUUAUUCAUCCAUCAACUCAGCCUUCAAAUAGUCACAGAGGACCUGCGAUUGCCAGGCAUUCUCCCAUGUGAUCAGAUGGUGGGACGUUUGGAAGACGAUGGUCACAGUGACCGGUGGAAGCCCUGGCUUCCGUGUCUGCAUUCGUGUCUCUCAAGGGCCCUGGCCAUGCAUCUCAUGUGGCAGCACCUCACCCUGGUGCCUCCUCCAUCCAGAGCCCCAGACGGCCCCCACGACUCUGGUAUCGAGCAGCAAUCAAAACUCAUUAAAUGGAAAUGUGCUACAACUGCAAGAAAUAAAUCUCUCAUUAUGAUGGAUUCCUGGGAUUCCAACAACCCCCAAGCAACCAAUAUAUUUAUUCUAAUAAAAUGUUUUAAAAUUGAAUAAAAUGCAAGGGAUCCCAUUUUACAGAAAGGCAAAUAAAGGCAUAGACAUAUGUAAGACACACAGGGAGCUACGGCCAACCUGGGAAUUAAGCGAUGGUUUCUUGUAUCUCUGUGCUUUGGUUACAAGAGCAUUCACCUCUGUUCCAGAGCUUGGCGAAGAAACAGGGGGCUCUGCUUCUCCAGCACAGCAAGGAUCCCACAUCCACUUCCCGGGAAGGCCCAAGCCCAAUCUGCCUCUGGAAGCAGAUAUCCCUGACUUUUACGGUUCCUUGGAAGGAAGCCAGGAGUAAGCCUGUGGCUUAAAUUCCUUGAUGUUCAAGCACAUUCCUUAAUGUUCAUGUGUACAUGGUUGGCUCAAGUAUGAAUGCGCAGAGCUGAGCAAAACAUUCUGGGCCUUUUUCAGAGAAACCUGGCUGGUGACCCUUCCUCCAACCUUAACGUUGUUUUAAAUUAAGGUGAAAUUCACGUAAAAUUAAUCAUUUUAAAGUGAACAAUUCACUGGUAUUUAAUACAUUCAUAGUGUCAUGCAACCAUCACCUCUUUCCGGUUUUAAAACGUUUUCAUCCUCCCCACUGCAGACCCCACACCCCCCAAGCAGCCACUCUGCGUUUGCGCCUCUCCCAGCCCCCAGCAACUAUCGCUCUGCUUUCUGUCUGUGGGUGUACCUGUUCUGGGUGUCUCAUAUUAACUAGAAUCAUAUAGUAUGUGGCCUUUUGUGUCUGGCUUCUUCAUAUUGGUAUGUUUUUGAGGUUCAUCCGCAUUAAAAUAUAAAUCGUUGCUUCGUUCCUUUUCAUAGCUAAUAUCCCAACAUUUAUGUAGACCACAGUUUGUUUGUUUGCCCGUCCAUUGAUGUACAUUUGGACUGUUUCCGUCUUUCGGCUGUUGUGAGUAGUGCUGCUGUGAACUUUGUGUGAGGAUGUGUGUGUGUGUGUGUGUGUGUGUGUGUGUGUGUGUGUGUGUGUAUUUAAGUACAUGUUUUCAAUUUUGGGGGACAUACCUGGGAGUAGAAUUGCUAGGUCACAUGGUAACUCAUGUUUCGCUUUUUGAGGUACCACCAAACUGAUUUCCACAGUGGCCACACCACUUUUUUAUUCCUGCCAGCAACGUAUGAGGGUUCCAGUUUUUCUACAUCUUUACCAACACUUGUUAUUUUCUUUUUUUUUUUAAUAAUAGUCUUCAUAGUGAGUAUGAAGUAUUACCUUGUUAUGGUCUUGAUUUGUAUUUCCCUCACAACUAACAAUGUUGACCAUCUCUUCACGUGCCUGUUGUUUGUAUAUGUUCUUUGGAGAAAUGCCGAAGAACCCUUCAGAUCCUUUACU
This is a messenger RNA of Microcebus murinus (gray mouse lemur), 2540 nucleotides long. The record is from RefSeq and is a predicted model, not a curated record. NCBI's taxonomy places the organism in Eukaryota, Metazoa, Chordata, Mammalia, Primates, Cheirogaleidae.